Messenger RNA from Danio rerio (zebrafish), 1114 nucleotides. The record is from RefSeq and is a predicted model, not a curated record. NCBI's taxonomy places the organism in Eukaryota, Metazoa, Chordata, Actinopteri, Cypriniformes, Danionidae.
AACGCUCACUAAUUUCUGUUCUCAGGUGUCACGACCGUCCUGACUAUGACCACACUGAGUAUAAGUGCCAGAAACUCACUUCCCAAAGUGGCCUACGCUACAGCCAUGGACUGGUUUAUGGCCGUCUGCUAUGCGUUUGUGUUUUCGGCGCUUAUUGAGUUUGCUACAGUCAACUACUUCACCAAGCGGAGCUGGGCCUGGGACGGCCAGAAAGAAGCCCAGGAGAUGCGGAGACGAGAAUCUGCGUCUUUCUCCAAGAAAACCAACAACACUUUUAACAUCGUGGGCACAACUUACAGCAUGAGUGUGGUCAAAGAUCCCGGCCUGACCACCAUCUCCAAGAGCGCCACGCCCACCACAUCUACUCCACCUCAGCCCGUUCGGGAGGUCCGGCUGCCCAAAAUGGAUGGAGAAUACGUGCCGGAAGGAAGAAAAUCAUACAACCGGGUCAGCAAAGUGGACAAGAUCUCCCGUAUCAUCUUUCCAGUGCUCUUCUUCAUCUUUAAUCUGGGGUACUGGGCUACGUAUGUCAACAGAAAGCCCACCAUCGAGCGGUCCAGCCCACCUAAAUGAACCAAAACAACACUGAUUAACACAAAAAAACUGCCAGUCCAGUCUUAAUCAGCAUCAUGAUGCUACUGUCUUUAAAACAAUACGUUUUUUUUCACUAUUUGUAGAGUGUGUUUGUUUGUUUAUCCAGAUUUAAAUGUGCCAUUUCCUUGUGCUGCAUGAAGUAGAACUAAUCAGUAUUAACACUAGAUUACUAGCAGGGCCAGACAGAAUCUGCGGACAUUUGUAGACAUUUCUGUGCAGAAAUUAGUAUAAAAUCUGCAGAUAUAUUCGGAGUGAUGUCUAGAGUAUAGCAACUAAAAACGUAACACAUGAAAUUUAACGAAAGUACUUUUUAGUUAAGGUUUACAAUGCAAAACCAGUUACAGUAGAACUACUUGAUUGCUAAACAAAGUCUUUCGUAUGUCUACUUAAAGAUCGAAUAGUAUUGCGCAUAAAUCAUAUUUGCAAACAUUUGCAUAUCGUCCAAUAAUAUGGCUCUAAUUAAUAAAUAAUCUGAAUAAGUACAGUUGAAGUCAGAAUCAUUAGCCCUCAUCGAUGUUUU